This is a messenger RNA of Eruca vesicaria subsp. sativa (arugula), 373 nucleotides long. The record is from the annotation of a GenBank genome assembly. Lineage: Eukaryota; Viridiplantae; Streptophyta; Magnoliopsida; Brassicales; Brassicaceae.
AUGGUUUUAGGUGAUGAGAAAGGAUCUACAAUAGAAGCCACUUUAUUGGAAGAGUUGGAAUCAUCCAAGUUAAUCACGAUUGAUGAAGUUGAUUGGUUUGAAAUUCAGAAUUUCAGAGUGGUCCAUGCUUCAAAUCUGUAUGGAGCUUUGGUCGGUGUAGGUGAUUUGGAGAUAUACCAAGAAGAAAUGGUUGAUGGGAUUCCUGGUGGCCUAAACCAUAGAAUGGAAUUCUCUUUGAUCAACAUCGAGUUUGUUCGAGUUAAGUGUGUUGCCUGUGGAAAUAUGGCCUUGCAGCUAUAUCAUUACGGGAACUCUACUGUUGCUACUGUUAUAUUAUGUGUUUUGAAGUUUUGGCGCAUUGAAUGGAGAGAAG